AUGCACGGCUCGACUGGCCAACUGCUCUACCAAGGAGCCGUUUUGGCUGCCAGCCAAAAUAUUGUUGUCGUGUCUGUAGCAGUUCGUCUCGGUGUUCUGGGCAACUUCUACUGGCCGUCCAAGGCGCCGGGCAACCAGGCGUUGCUGGAUCUUCGACUAGCUCUCGACUGGUACCGAAACAAUUCGGUGCGCGCAUUCGGCGCCCGAGCGGACGGAGUGACGCUGGCUGGACAUUCGGCAGGAGCCGUUUUGACCAGUUUGUUUGCCAGUCAACGCGACAACCGAGACCUCUUCUCGCAGAUCGCCCUUUUCAGUGGGGGACACCUCUUCUCGAGGUGGGGAACGAUGACGCAUCAGACAGCUUUAGCCAAGUCGGAGAUGGUGAGUGGGCAACAUAAGAUUGAUGUACAAAUAAAAUAUGAAGUCUAUUGA
Molecule: messenger RNA, 432 nt
Organism: Protopolystoma xenopodis
Lineage: Eukaryota; Metazoa; Platyhelminthes; Monogenea; Polystomatidea; Polystomatidae
Source: the annotation of a GenBank genome assembly